Camellia sinensis is the source of this 1423-nucleotide messenger RNA. Its product is annotated as mannose-1-phosphate guanylyltransferase 1. The record is from RefSeq and is a predicted model, not a curated record. Lineage: Eukaryota; Viridiplantae; Streptophyta; Magnoliopsida; Ericales; Theaceae. Gene Ontology annotation, biological process: GDP-mannose biosynthetic process. Gene Ontology annotation, molecular function: GTP binding; mannose-1-phosphate guanylyltransferase (GTP) activity.
CGUUGGUUUCAGAGAAAAAACGAGGGAAAUUCUGACUCGGUCCGAGUCAGAUUCUACCGUUGAAAACUCGCUCGGACUCUCUUCCUGUAACUCAUUCGACGCUUGGAUUUAAGGGUAAACUGGCAUCUCACAAUGAAGGCUCUUAUUCUGGUUGGAGGUUUCGGUACUCGGUUGAGGCCAUUGACACUCAGUGUCCCAAAGCCACUUGUUGAUUUUGCCAACAAACCAAUGAUCCUGCAUCAGAUUGAGGCUCUCAAGGCUAUUGGAGUAAGUGAAGUUGUUCUAGCGAUCAAUUACCAACCAGAGGUGAUGCUGAACUUCUUAAAGGAAUUUGAGACAAAACUUGGAAUCAAGAUAACGUGUUCACAAGAGACAGAACCACUUGGCACUGCAGGUCCUCUGGCUCUGGCAAGGAACAAACUGAUAGAUGAUAGUGGUGAACCAUUUUUUGUUCUUAACAGUGAUGUUAUUAGUGAAUACCCUCUCAAAGAGAUGAUCGAAUUCCACAAAUCCCAUGGAGGUGAGGCUUCCAUUAUGGUAACCAAGGUUGAUGAGCCGUCAAAAUAUGGUGUUGUUGUUACGGAAGAAUCAACUGGGCAAGUUGAAAAAUUUGUAGAAAAACCUAAACUAUUCGUGGGUAACAAGAUCAAUGCUGGGAUUUACUUGCUGAACCCAUCUGUUCUUGAUCGAAUUGAACUAAGGCCCACCUCAAUUGAGAAAGAGGUCUUCCCGAAAAUUGCAGCAGAGAAAAAGCUCUAUGCUAUGAUUCUACCUGGCUUUUGGAUGGACAUUGGGCAGCCGAGGGAUUAUAUCACUGGCCUGAGACUCUACCUAGACUCUUUGCGAAAGAAAUCUUCAUCUAAAUUGGCUGCUGGACCUCAUAUUGUAGGAAAUGUUUUGGUGGAUGAGACUGCAAAAAUUGGAGAAGGAUGCUUGAUUGGGCCUGACGUUGCAAUAGGACCUGGCUGUGUGGUUGAGUCAGGAGUUAGACUCUCGCGCUGCACUGUAAUGCGUGGGGUCCGCAUCAAGAAACAUGCUUGCAUUUCCUGUAGCAUCAUUGGUUGGCACUCCACUGUGGGGCAGUGGGCUCGUGUGGAGAACAUGACCAUUCUUGGAGAGGAUGUUCAUGUCUGUGAUGAAAUUUACAGCAAUGGAGGUGUAGUUUUGCCCCACAAAGAGAUUAAAUCUAGCAUUCUAAAGCCAGAGAUAGUUAUGUGAAGGUAUGGUGUCUGUUCAGGGUAACAAGUUAUUAUGAAUGUGAUGUGCGUUUGUUUUUCUCUUGUAGUUCUCCUCCUUUGCAAGUGUAAAAUUUAGUGUCUGAUAUGAAGGGUCUAAACUUUAAAUAUGAAUAUACAAUCAGUGGUGUGAGCUCUGUAAUUUUUUUAGUGUAUAUAGAAAUAAAUUAUUUGGUAGUUUUUCUCUU